Striga asiatica is the source of this 369-nucleotide messenger RNA. NCBI's taxonomy places the organism in Eukaryota, Viridiplantae, Streptophyta, Magnoliopsida, Lamiales, Orobanchaceae. The record is from the annotation of a GenBank genome assembly.
AUGCCUUCCCUCGCCGCCUCCCUCCACCUUCGCUCCCCCCUCCUUGACCUCGUCUUCUUCCUUUCCUCCGUCCUCGUCGCCCCCUCUACCGUGUCGUUGUCCUCUACGACUCACUCAUGUCCCACGUCAUCCACAACCUCGCCACCCUCUCCCGCGUUGUGGUCUUUGUCUUAUGCUCCAUAUCCGCCUUGUGGGAGCUCGUCAUCCUCUCACAGCCCUCGACUGGCACAUCAUCAACGGCUUCGCCUCCCUCGAUGGCUACUACCCGCCAUCGUUCACCGAGUUCCUUAUCGUGCAGGCCGCGAUCCGAAAAUGUGUAGAUAUACAACUCCUGUCGGGAGAUCGAGGGAUUGUUACAUUGGGGUUUGA